This is a messenger RNA of Galdieria sulphuraria, 1148 nucleotides long. RefSeq names its product ribosomal large subunit pseudouridine synthase C. The record is from RefSeq and is a predicted model, not a curated record. Gene Ontology annotation, molecular function: pseudouridine synthase activity; RNA binding. Gene Ontology annotation, biological process: pseudouridine synthesis. The coding region runs from base 13 to 1089 and encodes 358 amino acids. NCBI's taxonomy places the organism in Eukaryota, Rhodophyta, Bangiophyceae, Galdieriales, Galdieriaceae. The transcript has a single exon.
AUUGGGAGAGAGAUGAUGUUGUGGUUACGUUGGAUUUGUUAUCCAUCGACAAAGUCAUCCAAACUAGUAACAAGACGUUUUUCCACGUUCCUUUAUGACAAUAAGACAGAAAAGGAUGAAUUGAUUCUCACCGUGACAGAAGGAGACCACGACACUCGGUUAGAUCGUUUCUUACGUCGUCAGUUGGGUGGGAGACUACCACAGUCUUUUUUAGAAAAGUGUAUUAGAAGAGGUUUCAUCAAGAUAGAUGGUCAAACUGUAACGAGAGCUGGUGAGAGAGUGCGUUCGUCUUCUAUUCUUUGUGUUCCCAAACAACUGGAAAGCUUCCGUGAAGCUGAUGGCGAUGGCACAGUAGAAAGGCAGAGACCCGUAUUAUCUCAACUUGUGAAGGAAAGAGUGCAAAAUUGGGUGCUUUACAAGGAUACCAACUUGAUGGUUAUCAAUAAGCCUCCCCUUCUAGCUUGUCAAGGAGGAAGUGGUUUGAGGGAUUCUCAUCUAGGAACGCUACUCCCUGCUCUUUCUUUGGAUAACGAAGAACCUCCCAAGUUGGUACAUCGUUUAGAUAAAGAAGUGAGUGGAACAUUGCUACUGGCCAGAAAUUCCGUUGCUGCCAAAAACUUGGCUUUACUAUUUCAACAACGACAAGUAAAAAAGUUGUACUGGGCAUUGGUCAUAGGCAAUCCUUUACCCACUCAAGGAGAAAUUAGAAAGGCUGUGGAUGGAAAAACAGCCAUUACCAGAUAUCGGGUGGUUGAAAAGUUACAUUCCGUUGCUGCCUGGUUGGAACUGGAGCCUAUUACAGGUAGAAAGAGACAGUUGCGACUGCACUGUGCACAAGUUCUCAACUGUCCUAUUUUUGGAGAUGAAAAGUUUCCUUUCGAUCGUUUGGAAGAAAAUACGCAUUUGGUGGCAUAUCAAGGCUUGUCUCAUUUGCUACGACGACCUAAAGGAAUUCAUCUCCAUGCCUAUUCCAUUUCCUUUCCAAAUAUAGAAACUUUGGAUAAACCACAAAAGACUUGGAAAACAGUAACUGCUCCACUGCCUUUACAUAUGGAAAAUACUUGGAAUACAUUAGGAUUUCAUAAGUAAACUCCAAUCCAUUUUAGUUAGAGACAAUGACUAACUAAAAUAAACGAGCACAAAACCUA